GCAAGUGUUCGUUAUACUGUAUCUUUAAACUGAACUGUUUAAUUGUUUUUCAAUGAGCAUCGAUAUAGUAUAAUUUUUUUUGCACAAAUGUACAGAAAACAUUAAUCAAUUGAUACAGUCGACGCUGGCUUUUUAAAUUGGAUAAUUCAAUUACAAAAAAACUGCUAUGGGCUCCAUUCGUUGAAUCAGGUGGUACAGGUGUGAGAAGAGAAGGUGGAAAUGGAACUGCCAAAUCAUGCCAGACAAAUGCUGCUGCAGCUAAAUCAGCAGCGAGCGAAAGGGUUUCUCUGUGAUGUCAUCAUAGUGGUGGAGAAUGCUCUCUUCCGAGCCCACAAGAACAUCUUGGCAGCCAGCAGCAUCUACUUCAAAUCCCUUGUGCUUCACGACAACCUGAUCAACCUGGACACAGACAUGGUCAACCCCUCUGUGUUCCGGCAGAUUCUGGAUUUCAUUUACACUGGCAAGCUGUUAUCAGCAGACCAGGCUAGUGAAAACAACUUCAAUGCCCUCCUCACUGCAGCGAGCUACCUCCAACUUCACGACCUGUCCGCUCUGUGCAGGAGAAAGUUGAAGCGCAAUGGGAAACCCUUACCCACCAAGGCUACAACCCCAAAUACAGGGAGGCCCCUCCGGAACCAGAGGCUCUCCUCCACACCAGUCAUUCAGAACCGCUAUUCCGGGUCAAAAGAAAGUGGGAAGAAACAGCAGCUUGUCGAAGAUCUCUUGAAGGACAAAUUAUCCGAUGACGAACUCUACGUUGGCGGCUCCAACCGGGAAGGCUCCCUAAAUCUAGGAGAUGGGAAAAAUGGAAGCAAUGGUAACCUCUGCAGCGAUCAGGAGCUUGGUCUUGACCUGUCCAAAAAGAGCCCUUCAGCCUCCACUACUCAGGAUGAGGUGAGCCCCAAUGAAAACCACCAGGAAUCCCCCCAGUCCGCCACAGCAUCAACCGCCAACAGUGCCUCUUUUGAAGACUCCACCACAAACCCUCGAAGCCUCGAAGGGGGGGAGCCAAUGGAAAUUGGAGUGGGCGAGGAGAACCAGUCCCUGCCGGACACAGGGCAGCGCAAAAACUCGCGCCACGCAGCCCGCAAGAAAGAGUGGCCCAAGAAAGAGAAUGCGCUGGACAGUGGGAAAGGCGACGAGGAAGCAACCGUGCCCAACGGCGUCAUCGUCGGCCCCAGCGGCGGUUACAACUCGGAGCACUCCUUCAAGUGCAAAGUGGAGGACGUGGAGAACGGGAAGGAGAACAGCGAGGAGAGCGGGCACAGCGAGAGCGAGAGCGGGCAGACCAGCGCCAACUACGUGUACCGGCAAGAGGGCUUCGAGCCCGUCGCGUACGGGGACAACCUGUACGUGUGCAUCCCGUGCGGGAAGGGGUUCCCCAGCUCGGAGCAGCUGAACUCUCACGUCGAGACGCACACGGAGGAAGAACUGUACAUCAAAGAGGAAGGCGCCUACAUCAAGGAGGAAGCGGAAGACCUGUCCACCCAGAGCUCGGCGUUCGGCAGCGAGUCAAGACCGUUCAAGUGUUCGGUGUGCGAGAAGAGCUACAAGGAUCCGGCCACUCUGAGGCAGCACGAGAAGACCCACUGGCUGACCCGGCCUUUCCCCUGCAACAUCUGCGGGAAAAUGUUUACCCAGCGGGGCACCAUGACGCGCCACAUGAGGAGCCACCUGGGCCUGAAGCCCUUUGCGUGUGAGGAAUGCGGGAUGCGCUUCACCAGGCAGUACCGCCUGACCGAGCACAUGCGAGUCCACUCAGGUGAAAAACCGUAUGAAUGUCAGCUUUGUGGUGGGAAAUUCACCCAGCAGCGCAACCUGAUCAGCCACCUGCGAAUGCACACCUCCCCAACAUAAGCCAAAGACUUUGAUUAAACAAAGUAACAAACCAACAGACACAAAACUGAAUUUCUAGAGAAUGUGCUUCUCUGAUAUCUGCAGUGGGGAAACUAAGAAGCCUCUGAAGGGUUCUUUCGAAGGUCCCCCACUUUGAUAAAUAACCACGUUUUUGUUCCAUGCCUGCCGUGAGAGCUGCUGUUUUCUGAAAUCGAGUCGAGGCCGCUUUGGAAGGAGGUCAUGGAUUGAAUGUUGGGGGUUUAAUUCUGUGGUCCUGCUUCACACAAUAACUUUGGUAUUGAGGUCCUUUUGGUGCUAUCCUUGGUCUGAUUCUUAGAAAUGGGUCUUAAUUCAAGAUAAAAUCAGAUGGUUCACAAUUGCUAGGAACAAAACUAAAUUGGUCUAAAAUGGGCUACAUUGUUUCUAAGCGUAAGACUGAAAUCAAGUCCUAAUCUUUGUCCUGGGUUUGUUUACUACAAAAGGCGUAGCAGGUGGAGGUAGGGGGAAGAUGGAGGCUUGGUUGUGAUUUCAGAAAACAAAGAAAUGUCUUUCACCUUGCCCGUGCUUCAUACAGGGGGUUUGUCCUUGAACAGAAUUUCUGUUUGCGAGCUGGGGGUCUUUAGUUUCUUGUAGUUCAUAGGGGUAUUUCCUUCUAAACCUAGAGGUACUUGUUUUAUUAAGAACGUGUUGUAAUGUUUAUGUGAAUGUUUAAACUGGAUGGU
Molecule: messenger RNA, 2558 nt
Organism: Polyodon spathula (Mississippi paddlefish)
Lineage: Eukaryota; Metazoa; Chordata; Actinopteri; Acipenseriformes; Polyodontidae
Product: hypermethylated in cancer 2 protein-like
Exons: 2
Coding region: 220-1857 (545 amino acids)
Biological process (GO): regulation of transcription by RNA polymerase II
Cellular component (GO): nucleus
Molecular function (GO): DNA-binding transcription factor activity, RNA polymerase II-specific; RNA polymerase II cis-regulatory region sequence-specific DNA binding; protein binding
Source: RefSeq, a predicted model, not a curated record